Molecule: messenger RNA, 1586 nt
Organism: Nyctereutes procyonoides (raccoon dog)
Lineage: Eukaryota; Metazoa; Chordata; Mammalia; Carnivora; Canidae
Gene: CRHBP
Product: corticotropin releasing hormone binding protein
Exons: 7
Coding region: 32-1000 (322 amino acids)
Biological process (GO): negative regulation of corticotropin secretion; hormone-mediated signaling pathway; negative regulation of corticotropin-releasing hormone receptor activity
Molecular function (GO): corticotropin-releasing hormone binding
Source: RefSeq, a predicted model, not a curated record
CGAGCGAACCAGCUGCGGAAGCAAGGCCAGCAUGUCUCCGUCUUUCAAACUUAAGUGUCACCUCGUUCUGAUCUUCCUGAUGGCUCUACGAGGGGAGACCCGGUACCUGGAGCUGCGGGAAGCGGCGGACCGCGACCCCCUCCUGCUCUGGGGCGCCCGCCUGAAGCGGGAGCUGGCGGGGGAGCCCGAGUACCGCCGCGCGCUGCGGUGCCUGGACAUGCUGAGCCUCCCGGGUCAGUUCACCUUCACCGCCGACCGGCCGCGGCUGCACUGCGCCGCCUUCCUCAUCGCCGAGCCGGAGGAGCUCAUCACGGUCCACUACGACCUGGUCUCCAUCGACUGUCGGGGCGGCGACUUCCUGAAGGUGUUUGAUGGUUGGAUUCUCAAGGGGGAGAAAUUCCCCAGUUCCCAGGACCAUCCUCUCCCCACCACUGAGCGGUACAUAGAUUUCUGUGACAGUGGGCUUAGCCGAAGGAGCAUCAGAUCUUCCCAGAACGUGGCCAUGAUCUUCUUCCGGGUCCAUGAACCAGGAAACGGAUUCACAUUCACCAUAAAGACAGAUCCCAACCUCUUUCCCUGCAACGUGAUUUCCCAGACCCCAAAUGGAAGGUUUACCCUGGUAGUCCCACAUCUGCAUCGAAACUGCAGCUUCUCCAUAAUUUAUCCUGCGGUGAUCAAAAUAUCUGAUCUCACCCUGGGCCACCUAAGUGGUCUGCAGUUAAAGAACCCCUCAGCAGGUUGUGGGGGAAUAGGAGACUUUGUAGAGCUGCUGGGAGGAACUGGACUGGACCCUUCCAAGAUGAUGCCUUUGGCUGACCUCUGCUAUUCAUUUCAUGGCCCCGCCCAAAUGAAAAUUGGCUGUGACAACACAGUGGUGCGCCUGGUCUCUAGCGGAAAGCACAUAAACCGUGUGACUUUUGAGUACCGCCAGCUGGAACCAUAUGAACUGGAAAACCCAAGUGGAAAUAGUAUCCAAGAACUCUGUUUGUCCGGUCUUUGAAUAACCAAUCCCAGUGAUGUACAUGCUGCUAGCUAAGUGAGUUUUUAAUGGCUAUUAUAUAUGAUUUUGAUGACCAGCUAGUUAAAAGCCUUUCAUACCAGUCAGUAUUCCCAAGUGUGAGCACACAUUCGACACACCUAAGCAGACACACCGUGUGCACAAGCAUGCAUUAUUUUUUGUACCUUAUUUCUUUUUCAUUUGUAAUAUAUGAAUGACCACAUGGCAGACAGUAGCCCCCCUUUGGUAGAAAAACAGUUUUCUUUUGUUAUUUGGUAUGCUACAAACCUGAAAUGGUAAGGCAAGGGCACAGCAAUGGGCAAUAAGAAAUUGUAUCUCAAAAAAAAAUGUAUCUAAAGGGAAAAUACCAUAAAGAAAUUAAAAUGGUGGUGUUCAUAUCAGUCCUAGAGCAGAAAACAAUUGAAUGGCUGUGUAUGUGUAUACCAAAGUAGUUGCAUCUGUUUGUUAUUCUAUUUGUAAUAGGUAACAAAUUAUAGCUACUAUUUAUUGAUUUGUAACAUCUUGUUUCUAACAAAACUUUGUAGCUUGGAAAAAAGUUUCCAUCCACAAGUACAAACGUGAAUAAAUG